AUGCACGUGAACAAGAGAAUCGGACGCUUUAAGCAGUGGGCUGGAGAGCGGAUGGGUGGUGAGGCCAAGACCAACCAAUCAGAUGAUUUCAAGGCUCUGGAGACAGAGAUGGGAGUGCGACAUGAAGGCGUCGACCGCAUUCAUAAGUCCAUGACUGCUUACGUCAAGGCCAUCUCCAAGCGUACCGAGGGCGACGAUAAGGAGAAGACCUUGCCUGUCGCUCAUCUGGGAGGCAGCAUGGUCAGCCAUGGAGAGGACUUUGAUGUCAACUCAGAAUACGGGCAGUGCCUACUUAUGCUUGGACGCACCGAAGAGCGCAUUGCUCGUGUUCAAGAAAGUUACAUUACACAAGCGAAUUCAAGCUGGCUUGAAUCCCUAGAGCGAUCUCUGACCCAGAUGAAAGAGUAUCAGCAGGCUCGCAAGAAGCUAGACAGUCGACGACUGGCAUAUGAUACUUCUCUUUCCAAGAUGGAAAAAGCGAAGAAAGAGGACUUCCGGGUCGAAGAGGAGCUUCGGACGCAAAAAGUCAAAUAUGAAGAAGCUAAUGACGAUGUUCUUCGCCGCAUGCAGGACAUUAAGGACGCCGAAGUUGACAGCGUGAUGGAUCUGACCUCAUUCCUGGACGCCCAGCUGGAAUACCAUGACAGGUGCCGGGAGGCCCUUCUGCAACUGAGGAACGAGUGGCCUGGCGGAGCCGCACCUGCUCCGGCACCCGGACGCCGUCACCCUGGACGAGCUCGUUCCAACACAGCUCACUCGUACCAAGAGAGGUAUGAGCCCGUGCAGGAGGAGCUGACGAACGCUGUGGAGGCCCGACCCGUAAUUCGGCCGACUCGGACAGUAUCGUCUAAUCACGCGGAUGCUUCCCCGAGAGAUGCGUAUCCCACCAACAACUCUUAUUCGCGGCCUGUCUUGAGUCGAACCCCCACUUUUGAGGGCCCGACCCAGCUUCGACAAGAGCAAUCUCCGGUGGCAUCUCAAUGGAUCCAACGAACCGCAAGUGACACUCUCUCGACCCGUCGAAGCAGCACCUACCUGAAUGCUCGAUCCACUGUGGAUCCAUAUGCCGAUUCAGAGGUUAGCUCCUAUGGCUCCUAUGGUCGUUCCAGCCCAGAGCGGAUGUACGGUGAUCGAUCAUGCUCUCCAGCUACAUCUCAUGGUAGCGUGCCAUCACGCCGACCUAGCUCUACAGCUUUGAAUGCAUCUGGAUUGUCGAAGAAAGCCCCUCCACCACCUCCCCCAUCUCGUGCAAAGAAGCCACCUCCACCUCCACCCGUCAAGCGCACCUUGACCACUGCAUAG
This is a messenger RNA of Penicillium malachiteum, 1302 nucleotides long. RefSeq lists its product as uncharacterized. Gene Ontology annotation, cellular component: cytoplasm. Bases 1 to 1302 code for a protein of 433 amino acids. NCBI's taxonomy places the organism in Eukaryota, Fungi, Ascomycota, Eurotiomycetes, Eurotiales, Aspergillaceae. Gene Ontology annotation, molecular function: protein binding. The transcript has 4 exons. The record is from RefSeq and is a predicted model, not a curated record.